Molecule: messenger RNA, 1930 nt
Organism: Aptenodytes forsteri (emperor penguin)
Lineage: Eukaryota; Metazoa; Chordata; Aves; Sphenisciformes; Spheniscidae
Gene: CYSLTR1
Product: cysteinyl leukotriene receptor 1
Exons: 2
Coding region: 155-1192 (345 amino acids)
Biological process (GO): G protein-coupled receptor signaling pathway
Cellular component (GO): plasma membrane
Molecular function (GO): leukotriene receptor activity
Source: RefSeq, a predicted model, not a curated record
CUGUUCCUACGCCUUUUCCACCAAACGUUGAAGUCAGCUCACGUCGGUGCUCAGGGUGCUCCCGAGGACUGGUGGUGCUGGAAACAAACGAUAGCAUCUUCUUUUGUGGCCUGACAUUCAUCACCAGGUGGAAUCGGUGCCUCAGCCAGGCAACAUGACGGUGCCGUCGAAUAACCUGUCGUGCCAUCACUCCAUUGAUGACUUCCGAAACCGAGUCUACUCCACGCUCUACUCCAUGAUCAGCAUUAUGGGCUUUGUCGGCAACAGCGUUGUGCUGUACAUCCUCAUAAAAACAUACCGGCAGAAGACAGCCUUCCAGGUGUACAUGCUGAACCUUGCCAUGUCCGACUUGCUCUGCGUGUGCACCCUGCCCCUGCGUGUCAUCUACUACGUCCACAAAGGGAACUGGUUCUUCAGUGACUUCCUAUGCAGGGUCAGUUCGUACGCGCUGUACGUCAACCUGUAUUGCAGCAUUUUUUUCAUGACUGCAAUGAGCUUCUUCCGCUGCAUAGCCAUUGUUUUUCCAGUCCAGAACAUCAAUUUGGUAACGGAGAGGAAGGCUAAAUUUGUCUGCAUCGGCAUCUGGAUUUUUGUCACCCUGACAAGCACUCCCUUUCUGCAAAACGGGACAUACCAACAUAACAACAAGACCAAGUGCUUCGAACCCCCAGAAGACUCUCAGAAGACAAAUCUAGUGGUGAUCCUGGAUUUUAUUGCCCUAUUUCUGGGUUUCAUUUUUCCCUUUAUUGUCAUAACCAUCUGCUACACCAUGAUCAUAAGGACCUUACUGAAAAAUUCCUUGAGGAAGAACCAGGCUAACCGCAAGAAGGCGGUCUGGAUGAUCGUCAUCGUGACGGCCACCUUCCUGGUCAGCUUCACCCCAUACCACAUUCUGCGUACGAUCCACCUCCACAUGCUGCGGCUGAAGAACGCCAGCUGCGAGGACACCAUAUACCUACAGAAAUCGGUCGUGGUAACGCUCCCCUUGGCAGCUUCCAACUGCUGCUUUGACCCACUUCUCUAUUUCUUCUCAGGGGGCAACUUUCGGAAGAGGCUUACCACGUUUAGGAAGGCUUCUUCCUCCAGCUUAACGCAAGCCUUCAGGAAAAAGUUCUCCAUAAAAGAGAAAGAUGAGGAACCCUUUGGAGAAAGCCAUAGGGACAAUGGAAAGGCAGCCGUGGCCCCUUCAUAAGGGGGCUAGACCUUCCCCUGAGAUCUCAGAUGGGCAAUGGAGAUCUCGGAACUCUUCCAGAAGACAUGAUGGAGACUUCCAAGCCUUUGUCACAAUUAGAUAUGUAAUAAUAACAGUAGACGGUCCCUGAUUUAUGCUCCUUGGUGGUGCUGCCGCCGCCAGGGAUGGCCAGCCCCUUCCCCGGGAGCACUGCUUGGACAUGCACAGCCACUUAGCACGUUUCUGGCAGCACCAGAAACCUGUUGAUCUGAUGAUAAACUCACCCAAACAAACUCAGGCAUUUGCUUCACUUCACAACUCUACAAAGAGAAUUAAUUCUCCAACUCAGUGGGAAAUGUAAACACAACAUUUGCUGUACGUGGCGCUCGGGGAGCUACUGACAAAUAAAGAGGGCAGAGUUUUCACUGAAUCUUCAAACAGCCGCUAAAUGAUUUGCACAGCAGAGGCCAGGAUAAUUCCUGCCCUGCUCCCAGCUGCUUCUGCUUUGGAUUUCAGUUUUCAGCCUAAUUAUGUGUGUGAGACUUGCAGCGUUGGUACCUGGGUCUGCAAAUCCAGGAACUUGGGCUUGAGCCCCUCUCCCAGCCCGAACGAGCAGCUCUUCGGACACGCUCUCGUGGGCAGCAGAUCUGCCAGCAUUUUCUGAGUUUCUAGAAAAAUCUUGUCUGUGGGAGUGGUGGUAUCCUCACGUGCAUUUGAAACUUAUUUCAAUGGGGCUGGUCCUGUAAGUGACGGCUGAUC